Messenger RNA from Salarias fasciatus (jewelled blenny), 3681 nucleotides. It is a transcript of the gene arhgap17b, whose product is annotated as Rho GTPase activating protein 17b. The coding region runs from base 284 to 2662 and encodes 792 amino acids. The transcript is spliced from 20 exons. The record is from RefSeq and is a predicted model, not a curated record. Lineage: Eukaryota; Metazoa; Chordata; Actinopteri; Blenniiformes; Blenniidae. Gene Ontology annotation, cellular component: cytoplasm; intracellular anatomical structure; cytosol. Gene Ontology annotation, molecular function: GTPase activator activity; protein binding. Gene Ontology annotation, biological process: regulation of Rac protein signal transduction; regulation of actin cytoskeleton organization; positive regulation of GTPase activity.
GACGUGUGAGGCGAUGGGGAUCCCGCAGCUCGUCAGGGGUCGUUCGCACUGACCGUCUGGGUGGGGGGGCUUUUCAACUGGAGAGGCAUCACCGAUGUCACCGGGUUCAGCCGGGGGGGACAGCUGCCCGGUUCGUGGUGAAGGAGAAGCGAUCGGAGCGCGGCUGGUUGGAGCGGCAAUGGCUGCGCCGUAGCGCAACUUUGCGGACGCACGGUGGAUUGAUCGACGGCGCUCGGAAACUUUUCUCUUGCCUUGUAGGAGAAGACGAGGAAAAGAAGCAGACAUGAAGAAGCAGUUUAAUCGCAUGAGGCAGCUUGCCAACCAGACCGUAGGAAGGGCGGAGAAAACCGAGGUCCUGAGUGAUGACCUCCUCCAGAUCGAGAGGCGGAUGGAUACGGUGCGCUCGGUGUCGCACAACAUGCACAAGAAGCUGGCGGCGUGCAUGCAAGGCCAGCUGGGCACGGACAACGAGAGGAGACAAAAAAAGCUGCCGCUGACGGCGCUGUCCCAGGCCAUGCAGGAAGGAGGCGGGCAGCUCGGAGACGAAAGCCUGAUUGGCAAGAUGAUGGACGUGUGUGGAGAGGCAGAGAGCCAUUUAGCCGCCGAACUGCUGCAGCAUGAAGUGACGGUGGAGCGAGACAUCCUGGAACCUCUCAACCAGCUGGCAGAGGUUGAGAUUCCCAACAUACUGAAGCAGAGGAAGCAACUGGCCAAGCUGGUUCUCGAUUAUGACUCAGCUAAGACGAGGUGGGUCCAGGCUACAAAGUCCAGCAACCAGGCCAUGGCAGCUAAAGUCGAUUCGCUCAAAGACGAGAUGGAUGAAGCUCUCAAUAAAGUAGAAAUGUGCAAGGACCAGCUCUCUGCAGACAUGUACUCCUUCGCUUCCAAAGAGGGAGACUACGCACGCUAUUACGUCCUGUUGUUAGAGGCCCAGGCAGAGUACCACAGGAAGUCUCUGGCGGCUCUGGAAGCAGCCAUACCAACGAUCAAAACGCAGCAAGACUCGUGGAUGGAGAGGCCGGCGUUCGGCACGGCCCUGGAGGAACACCUGAAGCGGACGAACCGUGAGAUCGCCCUGCCGAUAGAGGCCUGCGUCAUGAUGCUGCUGGAGACCGGCAUGAGGGAGGAGGGUCUCUUCAGAAUAGCAGCCGGAGCUUCAAAACUGAAGAAGCUCAAAGCGGCGUUGGACUGCUCCACCUCGCAGCUGGAGGAGUUCUACUCCGAUCCCCACGCCGUCGCUGGAGCUCUAAAGUCCUACCUCAGGGAACUUCCGGAACCGCUGAUGACUUUUGGCCUGUACGACGAGUGGACACAGGCCUCCAACGUGUCUGACCCUGACAAGAGGCUUCAGGCUCUGUGGAUGACAUGUGACCAGCUGCCAAAGGCUCACAAAGCCAACUUCAAGUAUCUGGUGAAGUUUCUGGCUAAACUGGCUCAGGACAGCGAGGUCAAUAAAAUGACUCCCAGCAACAUUGCCAUCGUUCUGGGACCCAACCUGCUCUGGGCGAAGACCGAGGGGACGCUGGCGGAGAUGGCUGCAGCUACGUCUGUCCACGUGGUGGCCAUCAUUGAGCCCAUCAUCCAGCACGCCGAUUGGUUUUUCCCUGAUGAUUUGGAUUUCAAUGUGUCGGGCAUGUUUUCCAUGCCCAGCCAUCCGCCCACCCCGGACCUCGAACCCGGCUUGGACAGGAAACGCCCCGGCAGCCAGGGGCACGACGGGGACAGUCACACUCCCCGUAAAGACAGCCCUGUUAACAAACAGCCGGAGCCCACUCCACGCAGACUCGGCACUGUAAAUAGAAAGCCGCUAACCUCGCCCACCUUCCAACCCUCCCUGCCCCCUCUGGAGGCCGGGGGUCCCGCCCCGCUUGAGCUGCCGCCCCAGCCUCUAACAGACGCCGAGCAGGCCGGCCCGAGCGCGGGUUCUGUGGGGGGUGGAGGUGGUCUGGGUGGUGGGGUCCAGGUAGCCACAGUGCCACCUCAGUUUGUUAACCAGCUCAGCGCAGAGGAGAGCAGCCCGGCCCGGGAGCACGUGUCCACCCCUCCUCCCCAGAGGAAUGGUUCAGCCCAUCUCACAGUAGGAACCCCUCACGGCGGGUCCCGGGGGCCGAGCCCGCACAUGUCCCGCAGAGGCACGAAGAAGCAGGCUCCAGCUCCCCCCAAGCAGGCCAGCCCCUUCGCCUCCCCCUACCACCCCCCCGUCACGCCCCGCCGUCUAACCAGCAAGGAGGCUCUGAUCCACGCCCCGAGCCACCCGCCCCCGCAGCCGCCUCAGGCCCACGGGGAGUCGGAUCCCUCCCCGCCCAGAACUCCCACCCCGCCUGACACUCCACCUCACGACGGAUCACACUCCAUCCCGCACCCUUCCUACAAUUCCGGCUCGCUGCCUCGCCCCUCGAGACCAGUUCCAAAGCCUCGCCCCCGACCCAGCAUGCCGCCGCCCCCGCAGCCCGCAGCCAACGACGGCAGCAAUGACCUCCUCAGCUCCGCCUCCAAGAUCAUCACAGAUGGAUCUGGUCUGGCCAUCAAGGGGAUUGGAAGAGCGAUCGUCCCCGAGGUGAUCGUCAACCCGCAAAGGGAGAGCUCUGCUGGUCAGGAGCCCGCCGCCACCUCAGACCUUUACUCGGACCUUAACCUCCAGACCGAGAACACAGCUCUGUGAAGGAGGAGGCUCGUCUCGAACCUCAGCUGGUCCUCAUUUAAAGUGUUUAGAGUCCGACGUGAGUCAGAUAACACAACAUGCAUCAGUGUGCGCCAGGUCUGCUCACGGCCUGAGCUGCUUCCUGGACUCAGAUCGCUGCCUUUUCUACGACAACACGGACUCAAACCCAAAAAAAAAAACUAUUAUAAAGUGGUGCUUUAAACCACAAAACUCCUGUCCAGCUGUCUUUAUUAUAGACUUUACAUUUUGCUCUAUAUAUUGCUGGUAUUUUGAUACGUGUCUGCUGAGACUUAAACCCGUUGCCUCAAAAACCACAGCUGAACUCAGAGUGUUGGUCAAGCAUUGAUGCUUCAAUUAUCUUCUGCUUCUUUUCAAAUGAUUGCUGUAAAUUUUAAGGAUUUCAAGAAACAGAAGUCGACCAGUCCGGUUUUUGCGACCCUUUAGACCAAGUGGAGCCAGGUCGAGUAUUUUACCGGGUUUUAAUAACAUUCUGGUAUUCUUCUUUCAUCAUAUCAAAUUCACAGCUAAUUGCAAUCAUUUUAAAUUAUAAGUGCCUUCUGUUGCACACGGGGCGCAUGCAUAGGGUAAAGGACCAAAGACAGUUCUCUCCUUCCUUUUUUACAUUUGCGAGUGACCAAAUAUUUUGACACAGUGCAAUAUAAGUGCAAUCGUCUUACAGUUUUAUAGAAAUCCAGCAGUUUGGAAAUGUGUUUUCCACUGACGAGAAUCCCAAGCGGAAUUUCUGUUGAAUCAAAUAUGCUUUUAUUAUUCAAACAGCUGAUUUUAAAUGGUGUAAAUGAUCACUCCCUCUCAAACUCAUAGCUAUAACCAAAAAAAGUGAAAUCAUGUUUGUGUAUAAUUUUUUUUACUAUUAUUAUUAUUUCUCAGGCAUUUUGCCUUGUGAAGAUAUUUGUCACCUUUUUUUUCCCCUCUAUUCUGCAUUUUUAUGGUGGUUCCUCUGGCCGUAAUGCAUCAUACAGUGCAUUUUAACAAUAAUAAAUAAAGAUUGCUUAACUGUU